AUGCCUGUGCGACCCUACACCGGUUUGAAGACUCUUGCAGAAACCACCCUCUCCAUUCUCUUCGAAGACCUCCGCACUCUAUUCCACGUUAACGCCUUCACAGCCCCUGACACAAUGGUAGACCCAGAGAGCGAGAUAAUCGACGCUCAAUCCACGCAAGCCUAUUCAAGGCCGGUGAUAACAAGCGUCACAACAAAGCCACCCGUCGCCAAAGUCCUGGCUCUACCAGAACUCCUAAUUGAGAUCCUGGAUCAUCUCCCCUUCCAAGACCUCUUCUCCAGCUCGAGAACCUGCGGUGGAUUCAAAGACACCAUCAACAACACAAAGACGCUCCGGGAGAAACUACCAUGCGAGACCUUCAAGAUGAUCCUACUCGACGCCUCAAACCGCCCAGUAAUCAAUAGCUGGCUUUUGUGUCCGCUGAUUUCGGCGGGACAAACCCCUUCCUACGACCCUGUCCGCGAUGACGGCGUGGAGGACUACACCACGGCUCUUGACAUCGCGACCAGCUUUGCCGCUGAGGAGUACUUCGCCAACCCAGAGACGUGGCGGCGCGUGUACAUCACCAACCCGCCUUUCAAGCUCGCAAACAUCACGCUGGAGCUGCGUUUAGAACACCCGUCGGGACGGACGCUGAACGCGGCUGCGUCGGUGGUGGUCAGGUCUCGCGACGGCCUCACGCUGGGCCAGCUGGUCGACGAAGUCAUGGCGUCUCGCAUGGUCGAGGUGUUUAGGAGCGACGGCCCCGAAGCGCAGAUGGGUGGGAAGUACUACAAAAUGCUGCGGGGGACGAGUCUCGCCGAGCGGAUUCGGCAGGGCGAGGUGGAUAUGCGGGUGAAGCCGAGGGUUGUGGAGGGACGGUGCUGUGUCUGCUUUCCGAGAGACCCUGAUAGGAAGGCGAAGCCUUCCAGGAUGGAGGAUAGGAGGAUUCCGUUUUGA
Zasmidium cellare ATCC 36951 is the source of this 939-nucleotide messenger RNA. RefSeq lists its product as uncharacterized. Lineage: Eukaryota; Fungi; Ascomycota; Dothideomycetes; Mycosphaerellales; Mycosphaerellaceae. The coding region runs from base 1 to 939 and encodes 312 amino acids. Gene Ontology annotation, molecular function: protein binding. The transcript has 2 exons. The record is from RefSeq and is a predicted model, not a curated record.